This is a messenger RNA of Selaginella moellendorffii, 473 nucleotides long. Its product is annotated as 60S acidic ribosomal protein P2-1-like. Gene Ontology annotation, cellular component: ribosome; cytosolic large ribosomal subunit. Gene Ontology annotation, biological process: cytoplasmic translational elongation. Lineage: Eukaryota; Viridiplantae; Streptophyta; Lycopodiopsida; Selaginellales; Selaginellaceae. The record is from RefSeq and is a predicted model, not a curated record. The transcript is spliced from 3 exons. Bases 56 to 412 code for a protein of 118 amino acids. Gene Ontology annotation, molecular function: structural constituent of ribosome.
AAGAAAUUAGGGCUUUAAGGGUUCUAGGUUUCUGGUUUCUUUGCGGCGGCGCGUCAUGAAGGUAGUCGCGGCGUACCUCCUGGCGAUGCUCGCUGGAAACGGCGCGCCAUCGCCCGACGAUGUCAAGGGAAUCCUCGCCUCAGUGGGCGCGGAUGUGGAGGAGGAUAGGCUCGACCUGUUCUACAAGCUGGUGGAGGGCAAGGACGUGAACGAGCUGCUCCAGCUGGGGAGCCAGAAAUUUGCUUCCGGGGGUGGAGGCGGUGGCGGAGCAGUGAUGGCCGCCGGUGGGGGAGGUGGCGGUGCCGCAGCGACUGGUGGCGCUGCUCCAGCUGCCGAGGAAGAGAAGAAAGAAGAGAAGAAGGAAGAAAAGGAAGAAUCGGACGAUGACAUGGGAUUCAGCUUGUUCGACUGAGAAAGCCUUUUUUGUAUACUUCCUAGAUGGAAAAUUCGAAGCUCUUAAGUUUUACUACUUC